Molecule: messenger RNA, 1752 nt
Organism: Clonostachys rhizophaga
Lineage: Eukaryota; Fungi; Ascomycota; Sordariomycetes; Hypocreales; Bionectriaceae
Source: the annotation of a GenBank genome assembly
AUGGCGGAGAUUACUAGGGAGAGCAAGCAACCCCCCUCACCUCAGGUCUCCUCUGAGAAGGAGAUACAGACAGCCGUGUCUAAAUCCGAAUCAGAGGAGGAUAUUGAGGCGACUCGAGCUCGCAUUCUUGCCGAGCAGGAGCCCCUCCAAAAACAAAAGGCCCCUCUAGUCCCCAUCACUGCUCUGUUUCGGAGGCGAAAGGACUACGAUGAGAAUGCGAUCGCCACUCAGCCGUCGGUGUAUGACAAUCCAGCUCUGGCUCGGUACUUCCAGCCCAGUCCAAAGUAUGAGAAUCGCCAUCGCUUCGAUCCAGAUUUCCGCUGGACAUGGAAAGAGGAGCUCCCUCUGAUCAACAAAAUGGACUGGAAGAUCACCCUGUGGGCCUGCAUUGCCUUCUUCGGGCUUGACCUGGGUCGCGGGAACUUGUCCCAGGCAAACACGGAUGAUUUUCUCCCGAAUCUCGGCAUGAAUACCAACGAUUACAAUCUGGGCAACACUGUGUUCCAGACCUCCUUCCUCCUAGCAGAGCUCCCAUCUCAAAUGAUCAGCAAGAAACUUGGGCCCGACCGAUGGAUCCCCUUUAUCAUGUGUUCAUGGAGUAUAGUAUCAGGAGCCCAAUUCUUCCUCAGUGGUAAGACAUCAUUCCUUGUUACUCGAGCUCUACUGGGUAUGCUCCAAGGCGGAUUCAUUCCAGACAUUGUUCUCUACUUGACCUACUUCUUCAAAGGGAGUGAGCUUCCGUUUCGACUGGCUCUCUUCUGGACGGUUCGUCGCGUCACAGAUAUUGUUGCUCCUCUCCUGGCAUUUGGUGUUUUGCGCAUGAGAGGAGUGCUCGGUUACGAAGGCUGGCGAUGGCUCUUCCUCAUUGAAGGAAUCAUCAUGUUGUCCAUAGGCGUAUGGUCUAUUUUCAUGAUGGCACCAUCGCCUACACAGACAAAAAGAUGGUACCGCCCCAAUGGCUGGUUCAACGAGCGUGAAGAAAAGAUUCUUGUCAAUCGAAUUCUUCGGGAUGAUCCUUCGAAGUCAGACAUGCACAAUCGUCAGGCGAUCACACCCAAACUGCUUUGGAAGUCUCUGAAGGACUAUGAACUCUGGCCAAUCUACAUCUUCGGUCUCCUUUGGGAAAUCCCGCCCGGUCCUCCUGAUCAAUAUCUUACCUUGACCCUACGCAGUCUAAACUUUGGCACUUUUGACUCUAACUUGCUCAGUAUCCCCGCUCAAGCUACUGGUGCAGUCCUGAUGUGUAUCACGACGUAUCUCUCGGAGCGGUGGGAUUCUCGUGCUUUAUUCGGCAUUUUCACCCAGUUCUGGUACUUGCCCAACCUAAUUGCUAUGGCAGUUUUGCCCAGCGGCACUAGUGCUUGGGCUCAGUAUGCGCUUGUCACCGUCCUGCUCUCUUAUCCUUCUCCACACGCAAUGCAUGUCGCUUGGGCUAGUCGCAACUCAAACUCGGUUCGGACCAGAGCUGUAUCGUCUGCUAUAUAUAAUAUGAUGGUCCAGCUUGCUCGAGUCAUUUAUUCCAAUAUUUAUCGCGAAGAUGAUAAGCCUGAGUAUCGACGUGGAAAUCGUGUUCUAGUGGGAAUAAACUGCAUGAAUAUUUGUGUCUAUAUCAUCGCUAAGCUAUUCUACAUGCACCUCAAUCAGAAGAGAGACAAAGAAUGGAACGCGAUGACUGAAGAGCAACGACUUGAGUAUCUCGCAACGACUAAAGAUGUUGGGAGUUCGAGGAAAGACUUUAGGUUCGCCCAUUAA